This is a messenger RNA of Symbiodinium sp. CCMP2592, 2259 nucleotides long. The record is from the annotation of a GenBank genome assembly. Lineage: Eukaryota; Dinophyceae; Suessiales; Symbiodiniaceae.
AUGGCUCUGCGGGCACCCGGCGCCCUCGCCGAGCCCGGAGACCUACGCAAGAGCGUGGUGAAGGUCUUCGUGAGAUCUGCCCACGCAAACUGGACCUCACCGUGGCAGACCCAAUCACAGACCUCUUCAACCGGAUCUGGCUUCUGCAUCGAUGCGUCCCGUCAGCAGGUGCUGACCAAUGCCCACGUCGUCAGCCACGCGGUGGUCGUGCGUGUGCGCCGCUAUGGGCAGGCCGUUAGCUACCCUGCCAGUGUGCUUUGUUCGUCUCCACAAUGCGACCUUGCCGUGCUGGAGGUCACGGACUCUGGCUUCUGGGAGGGCCUCGGCGCCAUCGAGCUCUCCGAAGAGAUCCCACCGCUCGAUGCCGAUGUUCUCACCGUGGGAUAUCCUAUGGGCGGCGAGAACAUCUGCGUGACGCGGGGCGUGGUGUCACGCAUCGACCUGAUGGACUACACCUUCUCCCCCAUAGGCGGUGAGCGGCAGCUGGUGAUCCAGGUCGACGCCGCAAUCAAUCCUGGAAACUCCGGAGGCCCGGUGCUCGAUGCUCAGGGCAGGGCAGUCGGCGUUGCAUUUGCCGGGCUGCGUGCCAGCGCCAACAUCGGCUAUGUGAUCCCCGGUGCGGUGGUGCAUUUCUUCCUUCGCAGCCUUCGCGGGACGCCCGUGGGUUUGGCAAAGGGCCUCUGCUCCCUCGGCGUUCGCCUGCAGCACGCCAAGUCGCCGGCGCUUCGGCGCCUCAGGGGCUUGGAGGAGGCUCGAGGCGACGGGGUGCUGGUGACCGAUGUUGCGCCGCAGUCUCCCGCCGCGGACGCAGGUAUCCAGGUUGGGGAUGUGCUCCUGGCUGUAGACGGCGUGCCUGUGGCGGAGGAUGGCACCGUUCCCCUCCGUGACAUGGAGCGGAUCGGGUUCGAGUUUCUGAUCACUCGGAAAGUGGUCGGCGAGACCAUGAGACUGCAGCUCCUCCGCGCUGCCUGCGGCGACAAGGAGGACCGCAAGGCAGUCGCCGUCGCGGCCGUCGCGGCCAGGGUCGAGUUGGAGCUGCAGGCCGAUUAUGUCGAGAAGCUCGUUCCCAGAAGAGAUGGUGGGCGCCCGAGAUUUUCGUCCGUGUCAGAGCGGCCUGUCCGAGCCGCCAAGAGCCCCGACCUCUCACUGCCGUCCUUCCAGUCGCGACUGGCGGAGUGGGGCGAACAGUGUUUGAGAUUUCAAGCCUCGCGCGAGACAUGGGUGCCAACGAAACCCUGCUGCCCGGCAAACCCGUUUCUGGACCUAGAAGCUUGCCGCUGGCAAGGCUUGAAGAACGGCUCGGCGAAAGCAUGCGUGCAACUCCUAAGCAUAGAGGAGCUGUGUGAAUUACACCGUUUCUUCCUCGAGAAUCCGCACCACGAGCUUUCUCAAGAGCAGCCCGAGGCCUCCAAUCCGCGGCCUAAUCUGAUCUGCAUGCAGAUGCGGCCCUGGGGGGGCAUGCAGGAGCUGUCGACGGCCGAUCCUGUCUCCGGACCUGCGAGCUCCGUCACGGAACCCUCGGAGGUAGAGCCGAGCUCUGCUCAGCAGAAAGCCCCAGCAUCCGGCUCUCAGGUGAGGGGCGUUUACGAGGCCCAGGCCAGGGCCCGGGAGCUGGCGGAAAAACUGGCUUCUGGCUCCACCGUGACAGAGGCGGUCGCCACGCCCCUCAACAGUGAGUCUGCGGUGAAUAGCGUAUACUUUCACACUGGGCACCAGAGGUGGGCUUUUAGAUUGUGGGAUUUCUGCGCCAAAGAAAUGAGAUACGGAGGCAGUUUCGAGUCGAAGGAGGAGGCCGAGGCCAAGGCCCGGGAGCUGGCGGAAAAACUGGCUUCUGGCUCCGCUGUGACGGCCGCAGUGAAAGGCGUUCAGUAUUGCAAAAAGCGUCAGUGCUGGCGAGUUGCUGUUUAUGACCCCUCCACCAGGAAAGUGAGAUACGGAGGCAGUUUCGAGUCGAAGAAGGCGGCCGAUGCCAAGGCCCCGGUGCUGGCAAAGAAGCUAAAGCCAAAACCCAAACCUGCGAAAGCUUCCGAUUCCGCUGUGGGCAAAACCAAGCGGAAGCCUGGCUCCGAUGUCAAGGGCGUGUAUUGGAGCUCCGCCAGAACGCGGUGGCAAGUGCGCGUGUAUGACCCCUCCCGGCGGAAUGCAGUAUACGCGGGCUCUUUCAGGUUGCAGAAGGAGGCCGAGGCAAGGGCGCGGAAGCCGGGCAAAAAUUUGGGGUUGCAGGGCAAGCGAAAGCGAAAAGUGGCCAAGAGCCGCUAG